UCUAUUGUAUUUCGCGUAACAGUCACUACGUUUGACAAUUUUUACUAUCACUACACUAGCUUGCUAGCUUAGCUAGCAACCAUAACCAGCUGUUUGUCAAAAUGGUCUUGCUCAGAUUAGCUAAUCAGUCAGCAUUGUUAAUUCACUAACAUCAGCAAAUGUCAAGUUUGUUGUGUUGGCAUAACACUUUGUGAAGCCUAACAUUAAUUAAAAAUUUGCAACAUUAUACUGUCUGUCUGUCAUUACGAUAUAAAUCGUAUUAUACUACCAAUAUAGGCAGCUAUCAAUGGCCACAAGGCUAGCUUUAUUGACUGGUAGUUCUAAUCUACAUGGUUAUUUGUCGAAGUUGGCCAGUGCAAAGUUCAUUGCAGAUUAUUGCUGAAAGCAUGCAUUCAUAUUAAUACCAUGUUAUGUAGCCUACAUGUUGAAUGCAGCCACAUGUUUCGGCUUAUGGCCAAUUGUCCAAUUGACGCAACACCCUGCAGGGUGCUCCAAUUGUGAACUUCCUGACCCCAAUGAUGCUGAUGACCAAAGAUUGACCGUGAAAUCAGAGGCUUACUAGUCGGGAUGCAAAUGAAUCCAAUUCCAAAUUCACAUGUGCAAAAUAGUUUCAGUGAUUGUGGCAUGCUUUUCAGCCAAGUCUGUUGUUGAAAACAAAGUGACUCUGACAUCAAGUGGGCCAUGUCAUGCAAGCCAAGUUAUAGACGUCACUGGUAGGCUACAUCUUGAUGUGAACUGAUGUGACUGACGGUGGACAAAAGGACCAUCAACAACUUGCAUCCUCAGUGAGUGUGUCUGGAAAUGAGGCUGUCGCUGCUUCAAAAGCAAAGUGUGGUAGUCUCAUUAUCCUCCACUCUAAUCCAAUUUUGAAUGACUGAUGUGAUAAUUGGCUUGUUACCAUUAACAAAAUAACUGCUGUGAUCUUAUCACUGAUGUGUGAAAUGUGGAUGUUGCUUCUUCAGGCAUUGCAAGACCAAAGGCCAUUAUUGACAAAUAUUGUGAGUUGAUAGGUUUUAAAAUCAACAAAAUCAAUUUGUGCCUUAAGUUGCUGUUUUUCAUGCAUUCCUUACAUUGUUGUAACCCUGUUAUUAUUGUUGGGAUCACAACUUCCGUGAUUCAUUAACAGACUGUUUCACCCAGUUGUCGCUCUGUACUAUUUGUACACACUUAACAGUAAUGUCUUUUCAGAGUGGAUCAUCAAUAGGCCUAUUUCAUGUUGUUAUUCUUGUGGGACAAUGUCUGGCUGUGCUUACUGACUCCGCCAUGGUCACAGUCAGGCAUAACUUCCACUUUAUAACACUAGUUUAAUCUCAGUUUUGGAAACAGGCCUAAUCCAAUGCGUUCACCAAUUAAAUAUGAAACUUUGUUUACAGUGAAAAUUGUUCUUCAAGAAUUUGACUUAAUCCACUUAAUGCAAUGCCAGUUAACAAUAGACAAUUUGCAGCAUGCACCCUAUCCCAUGCCUGGUGGUCUCCAUUUUUGUGGGGAGGAGUCAUUUUGGAACAGGCAGCCCAGUUGUCUCAGUAAUCCCUUUAAUGACACAUUUGUAGAUGGAACAAUGAUGCUUCAUGUUGUCAAAAGGUAAACUGGAUGGUCACUGUAGUGGGAGUAGUUGUAGUAUGAUAUCUAGUAGACAGGCUCUGGUGGAACCCUCCCAUGGUCACAUGACCCCACUGUUCGAGACAGCUUUUCAGUGACGUCGCUUGGAGCUGUGGAAGAGGGACGGGAGAUUUGCCGAGAAUAAUCGGUGUGAGCGCGAGCCGAGGUGCGGCACUAGUAGUUGAACACAACGUAGCCAUUCCUUUUCCAACGUGAACAGAAAACUGUUCAUUAUUUUAGUGACCUAAUGCCAGGUCCCACCCAAGCACUAUCCCCAAAUGGAGAAAAUAACAACGACAUCAUGGACAACGGAACCAACAUCAUUCCUUACAGAAAAAAUACUGUUCGGGGAGAGCGCGCCUACAGUUGGGGGAUGGCGGUCAACGUAUAUUCUACCUCAAUAACCCAGGAGACGAUGAGCAGGCAUGACAUCACUGCCUGGGUCAACGAUCUCCUGAGUCUGAACUACACUAAAGUCGAGCAGCUGUCCUCAGGGGCAGCCUACUGCCAGUUUAUGGAUCUGCUGUUUCCUGGCUGCAUCAGUCUUAAGAAGGUCAAGUUCCAAGCAAAGCUGGAGCAUGAGUACAUUCACAACUUCAAGCUGCUGCAGGCCUCCUUCAAAAGGAUGAAUGUGGACAAGAUCAUUCCUGUAGAGAAGCUUGUAAAAGGACGGUUUCAGGACAACCUUGAUUUCAUUCAAUGGUUCAAGAAGUUUUUUGAUGCCAACUACGAUGGCAAGGAGUACGACCCUGUUGAGGCCAGACAGGGUCAAGAUGCUCUUCCUCCACCGGACCCCGGCGAGCAGAUCUUCAACCUGCCAAAGAAGUCCCUCCAUCACGCAGCAAGCUCCCCCACUGCUGGUAACCCCUCUGUUCUUCAACUCAGAGCGACCAGGUCGACCAGUACGACCCCCAAACCGUCAACACCAACAUCUCGACCCUCUUCAGCCAAAAGAGCCCCCGCAGCCGCAGCCACAGCAACUCCUGCAAAGGGAGAGAAGGAGCUUGAGGCCCAAGUGGCACAGCUUAGUGAUCAGUUAAACACAAUGAAGUCGGCUCUUGAGGGUGUUGAGAAGGAGAGGGACUUCUACUUCGGCAAGCUGCGGGAGGUGGAGCUACUCUGUCAGGAGCAGGGUCAGGAGAAUGAGGAGAACACUCCUUUCCUUGAUCGGCUGAUGGAAGUGCUAUACUCAGCAGACGAUCAGGAGGCGGGAGGCGAGCUUGGGCUUGGGGAGGAGGCGGAGGCCCAGGGCCGAGAGGAGUUAGCUCAAGAGCCAGAUGAGCAAGAGGAGCAAGAUGAGUACUGAGGUCCGAGGAGAGUGGCACUCUCUUUGGUUUCAUGAGAACUGUUUUUAAAGCCCAGGUUUUAAUUUUUUUCAUUCUUUUUUUUUUCAUCACUUUUGUUGUCUUGAGGAUUGAGCACAUAAAGCGUCCUAGAAGCA
Messenger RNA from Engraulis encrasicolus (European anchovy), 3040 nucleotides. It is a transcript of the gene mapre2, whose product is annotated as microtubule-associated protein, RP/EB family, member 2. Gene Ontology annotation, molecular function: microtubule plus-end binding. Bases 1847 to 2905 code for a protein of 352 amino acids. Gene Ontology annotation, cellular component: microtubule plus-end; spindle midzone; microtubule organizing center. The record is from RefSeq and is a predicted model, not a curated record. Lineage: Eukaryota; Metazoa; Chordata; Actinopteri; Clupeiformes; Engraulidae. The transcript has 7 exons. Gene Ontology annotation, biological process: protein localization to microtubule; spindle assembly; regulation of microtubule polymerization or depolymerization.